Messenger RNA from Prionailurus viverrinus (fishing cat), 912 nucleotides. Its product is annotated as skin secretory protein xP2-like. The coding region runs from base 10 to 783 and encodes 257 amino acids. The transcript has 3 exons. NCBI's taxonomy places the organism in Eukaryota, Metazoa, Chordata, Mammalia, Carnivora, Felidae. The record is from RefSeq and is a predicted model, not a curated record.
CUGACGAACAUGUUCUCCUGUUGUGUGCCCGUGUCCCGCAGCUGCCGGCUCAGGGGAGCCCGUGGCCGCGACCCUUCCCGAUCCUGGAGACAGUGGGUCAGGUCGUGCACAGGACGCCUCAGGUCUCUAGCUCGCAGGGACCCAAAGAAAUCAACCGAUGAAAUCGGGAAACGAUUGGCGGAAUCUGGAUUCGCCCGCCCUACAGAGUUGUGUGUGUGCCCCGUCGCCCAGGAGGGCCACCCUGGACCCGUGGAGAGAGUGGCUGCACUGAGGUUUUGGGAAGCAGAGCCUGGAGUUGGCCUGGGAAGGCCUCCUCCAGCGCCCCGGCCCCGCCGUAAGGUCUUCGUUCACCGAUCCUGGGACCAGUACUUGGAGUCCCCGGAGUCAGAGCCCGAGGAGUCCGGUGCAGGAGCAAAAGCCGGGUCGGCUCCAGAGCCCGGCCCAAAGGCAUCAGGGGCCUCAGCGUAUCUGCAGGCAGGCGAGGUAUCUGGAGCGACUCCUGCAGGGGCCCGGGAGCCAGCAGGUGACCUGGGACCUGUGCGGGGACAGCGGGCACCUGAGCAGAGUCAGCUGGGUCCUGCUUCUGCUGGCUCCACUGUUCCCGCUGCUGCUCCCAACACUGCUCCUGCCAUCGCCCUUCUCCCCGCCCCUGCCACUGCCCUUGAUCCCACAUGGAUGUCGCCCAAAAAUCAAGGGGUUGAAGACCUAUACAGGGUGCUUUUUUUAUCUUAUUUCAUUUUUUGUUUAUUAUAUUUUAUUUCAAAUGCAUUCUCCAAUCCCUGACCCCGAUACCCCACCAAAAUGUCUCUUCCUCUUCUCCCUUAUCCUUUUUCUCUUCUAUUUUUUAGCUGUUAUGUUAUUUGUUCAUUAGUUAUAAUCUAUAUUAAUCUUCAAUAAAAUGUGUUAUUUAUU